This is a messenger RNA of Cherax quadricarinatus, 6027 nucleotides long. It is a transcript of the gene Nop17l, whose product is annotated as Nop17 like. Lineage: Eukaryota; Metazoa; Arthropoda; Malacostraca; Decapoda; Parastacidae. Gene Ontology annotation, biological process: axonemal dynein complex assembly. Gene Ontology annotation, cellular component: cytoplasm. The record is from RefSeq and is a predicted model, not a curated record.
ACGUUGUAAGCGACGUAACAUUCUAUUCAAUAUGGCUUCGCGUGAUACGUACUCUUGCGGGGAUGUGUUUUCUAAAGAGGAUUUAUCCCUCUUGGCGAGAUCAUUGCAAGAUGAGCAGUUCCGUGCUCUCUUUAGCGAGUAUGCCAAGGAGGUUUGUGAGCCAGAAAACCAGAAACAGUUUGAGAGAGAGUUGAAACAAAUGGAAAAAGAGCGGGGGGUGGAGGCUGUUUUCAUCCACCCGAGUCCCGGUUUUGUGUUGGCAGUGGGAGGCCAGGACGGCGGCCCCGUUUUUGUGAAUAUCUGCGCUAGUGAGGUGGUUCAGAGGCCCAGCUUUGUCAAUGUCGACGAUGGGGUGAUGGUGGGUCAGAAUUGGUCAUUACCACAUGCUCUGCCCAAGCCUCGACGGGAAUGGUUGAGUAAUAAAGUACGAGUGUCUGGGGUCUGUGGUCAGGCUAUGGUCCAUGAUGUAGUGUUUCACCCAGAAGCUCUACAUCUCGCCUCAACUAAUCCUUUCAUGAAGCACACGCUAAUACAGACUGCAGUGGAAAGCUUAAGCAAAACUUUCCAGUUGAAGAUAGGUCAGCCACAGGAGCUUGGCAGUGUGAAGUAUGUGGGGAAGCCAAUAAGAUCUGUGAUAAAGAGAGUAGUGGAUAUGAAACUGUUUGAGGAAAGUGAAAAAAUGAGUUUCCAACACGAUGAAAGGACUAGUGGGGGUCUCAAAACUACUGAAAAUAAAAAUAAAAUGGCUUUGGAAAAAAGUACAAAUUCUGUGAUGCAGGUAGUUGGGCCAUUGAAACCACAGUACAAGAUAAAGCAUGUUAGCAAAGUAGACUUGCAGGACUUUUCUGUGCAGUUGAUACCUCAGUGUGGUCCAGCCUGGCGCCCUCAAGCUCUGGAGGUUGAGGUUGAACUUCCUGGAGUGGCACGGGCCUCGCAGGUUAAUGCCAACGUGUGGCCGCAGUCGAUUUUACUUUCUACAAAUUCUGAUCCUCAGUACAAGCUUGAUCUGCCACUCCCUUAUCCAGUUGAUGAGGAUUCAAGUGCAGCUAAGUUUGAUUUAUCAACGCAAAAGUUAACUCUUACUCUUAGUGUUAUACCAGCAAGGAAAAAAGAUCAGGUCUCUGUGUAUGACUACUCCCCUUCUUCAGACUCUGGCAUUGAAUGUGAACCCGAUUACCGAACUAACAGUGACGGGGAUAAUUCUUCUGAGGUGUCAGUGUCAUCACAAGAAGAUAGGUUAAAGGAAGUUAAUGCAGCUCAAGAGGAUGACAGUGUCUUUGAGACACAGUCCCAAGUCAGAGCAACUCUUGUCCCAGGUUAUUCUGUCAAACAGUCACUAGAAAGCUUGUAUGUUAUUCUUCACUGUGGUAAUGUUCUGCCAAGCAGUGUUACUGCAAAGCAAAUUGAUGACCAAACUGUCAGUGUGGAGUUAUCCAGCAUUGGUGGAGGACAUACUCUGCUCCAUUAUGGGUUGAAAAUUGUUAGCCGUCCAAAUCACAUAGCUAAGUCUGGAGUGACUUAUAAACUUGAAAAUGGCACUGUGGAAAUAAUUAUAAAGAAGGCUGUGGCUGAGCUGUGGGAGUCUUGCCAGAUUGGAGAUGGUGAGAAUACUACCACAGUGGUUCCAACACCAGCUAGUGCCUUGGAUACUGACACAAAAUCUAGUCAAAAGCAAACAAAAGACACUGAAGAUUGCACAAACAAGAAUGUGAUCACUGCAAAAAAAGAAGAGAAAACAAAAGAUGGCAGUGAAGGCAGCAAGGUGGUGCCACGUGUGCCACGAAUGUCGCGAACGGUCAGCAUGUGUGAGACUGGCACUGCCCAGACUGUUAGGUUGCGAGGGCCUACAUGCUCUUGGCCUCGUGGCAUCCUGAAGUGUCGCACCCGUUCCCUCAGUGAAUCCCACAUUGGCUCUUUCACUCCUGUGGCACCGUUGGAGCUUGAGAGUUCCUCCACUGACCUUAAGGUCUUGGAAGACAAACAGAGAGAAUACAAGGAAGAAGGAGAAGAGAGCGUUGAAGAAAGCAUCUCUUCCAGCUUGGGAGAAAAGAAAAGUGUCCGCUUUAAUGAAGUGGUGUCUCGCCAACUGUUCCGCUCUAACUCCUCAAUCUUGGGUCAGAGGGCCAAGAACCAGCGAAAGGCAAUGAGGAAACGUAAGGGUCAGCAGCGCCGUGCUUCAGAAAGUGACAGGGAAAAUGACCAAGGUCAGCAGUCUAGUGAUCCACUUCCAGUUGCAGUCUCAAAUUCCACUGACGAAGACACUGACGCCACCACCACUGACACCACAGAGGUUGAUGAUCUUGAUGACAUAAAUCUUCAUAGCAUCAGCCUUGAUGUUAAGAACAACAAUAAUGUCAAUAACAGCAACAGUCAUAUUUAUAAUAGCAGUAAUGCAAAUAAUCCAGAAAGUUCAAAUCACAAUGAGAAGGAGAACAUCAAUAACAACAAAAACAUCAUUGGUAAUAACAGUGAUGGCAUUAACAACGAGAACAGUUAUGAUGGCUUUGUUGUGAAAACCAGCAAGAAGAAGAGGAAAAGUAAAAAGAACACCACUUUUGAGCCAUCCAACAACUUUAUUUUCCAGCUUGACAUUGAUAAUUAAAAACUUUGGGUGAGAAACUGGUGAAGUUCUUGUUAUGACUAACAAAAUGUUCCAGAUUUGUAUUUGUUUAAUUUUGAUUGAAAAACUUUUGAGUUUGCUGCUCAUAAAUGAUAUGUUGUAUAUCUCAAUAUAUACAUGUAUGAUUUUACUGUAUAUUCAUAGUACAGUGUUCCUUUUGCUAAUUUUUUUUACACAACUUGCUGAAAAAAGUCCAGUGAAUACCCAUUAUUUUUUGUUUUUUGUUUUACGGUAUUUCCUAAAAAUUAUCACUGGGAGAACAGUUAUUGGUAAUACAUAUGACUUUUCUGUAUUUGUCCUCAGUGCUGUCAGUACUGUUAUGUUACCUUAUAUCUGUAUUAAUUUUAAUUACAGUAUACUGGUAAUGAUGUGAUUAAUUACCAAAUCAAUAAUAUUAGUACUCUUGAGUUCUGAAUUUGAAAAGUAGAAAUUUGUAAUAUAAGAUGAUUUUUCUCUACUGUCUAAGAGUUUUUUGUUCAUUGCUUCACAGUUAGUAUGAAGAGAAUCUAUUAUUUCCUGUUUAAAGACACUAGUCUUAUUUAUUUGCUCAUGGCUGUGUCAUGUGCUACUUCCUUAGUCUAUAUAACUAAAAGCUAUCAAGGCAUGGUCUUAGGGUGAUUAUUUGUAGAUAAUGCCAAGAACAUUUUUCUUUUUUGACAAAGGGUUUAUUCGACUGUCAUGAACUGAAUAAGUUUUGUAGAGCUGUUAUCAAAGUAUUACGCACAGGAAUUACUGUAUUGUGAAUGUUCGACCUGAUCAUGUCAGUUUGAAGAUUGUCAUGGAUAUUCUACAUUGUCAUGUGUUGACCUUAAAGACAUUUCCUACCAGGCAGCCAACUAUGAAAAAGCUUGUAGAAUCUAAUUUUAUCAAAGAACUGUAAAAGCUGUCAUAGAUAGCCUAUGAUUUCAGUCCUUUUUGGACAGUUUGUUGAAAUUAGUUCACCCACGAAAAUUGUAGAUGGCUUGCAUAGUAAUGGUUGACUUCGGAUGUUAUAGUAGAUGGCCAGUAUAAUCACAAUCAACCAUGGGUGUUGCAGAUAGAUAAUGUGGAUGCACAGUCAACCAUGGUUGUUUUAGAUGGUCAGUGUGAUCACAGUCUGUCAUGGCUAUUGCACAUGAUUAUUAUUUUCUCAUAAUCUACUCUGGAUAUUAAACAUAGUUUAUGUGAUGGCAGUUUACCAGAUGCUGUAUGUUGUAAAUGAUCACAGUGAUCUUACAACCAUUAGUUUGAAAAUGUUGAAUGCAUUGGUUUCAUUUAUUUUGUCUCUAGUAAUGGUGUUAGUUAUUAGACUUAAUAUGAAAAUUUUGACUCUAAAAUAUAGUAAUUGUGAAAUGUGUUUUCAUCAUUAGAACUUAAUAUUCAAUGAGUUGAAAAAGUUGCUUAGCAAAUAAAUCAUAUUACAAAGAAAUUUUGUCUUUACAGUUAAGAUAGUAAUUUAUUCAGUACUGAAUUUUAAUCAUUGUGGGAAACCAGUUAAAAAUAUCUUACUAGGUAACUCAAGAGGGGCUUUCACUGAAUAUUUCUUGAAAAUGUGUAAUUAUGAUUUUUUUUUUUUUUUUUUUUUUACCAAGUAUUACAGCACACAUUUUGUUUUUGCAAAAUAUGAAUAAGAACUUAUACUGUAAAUUCCUUUCCAUGAAAGUGACCACAUGGCAUACAUAAAAAAAUAAUGCUAUUAUGAAAUAUCAUCUCUUAAAUAUACAUUAACAUAUUAAGGGUCAUCUUAGGAAAGGAUGGAGGGAGGGGGUAAAGGAUGUUUCGUGUGUAAGGGGGUUUCGACAUCCAGCAGGCAUGUGUUGAGUGUGUUAGAUAGGAGUGAAUGGAGGCAAAUGGUUUUUGGGACUUGACGAGCUGUUGGAGUGUAAGUGGUGUAACAUUUUGUGAAGGAAUUCAGGGAAACUGGUUAGCUGGAUUUGAGUCUUGGAGGUGGGAAGUACAUUGCCUGCACUCUAAAGGAGGGCUGGGAAUAUUUGAUACGUGAAGGAUCAUCUGAACUGUCAUAUCCAUGCACCUCUGGCAAGACAGUGAUAAGUGUGAAUGGUGGUGAAAGUUUCUUUUUUGGGUCACCCUGCCUCAGUGGGAGAUGGCCAGUGUGUUAAAAAAUAUACUAAGAUCAAUUGAAGUCCUGAGGGAAAAACAUAUACCAGUACUGUAAUGUAUAUACAGUGUAUUUAUAUAUUAAAAUCUGCUCAUAAUAAUAGUCACUUAAUCAUAAUUAUACAUUAUAAAAUUACACAAAUUAUUUUGAAAUUAAGAAUUAAAUUUAUUUUGUUUCAUUAAAGCAAUGUUCUUCAUACAUAAUGAAGCUUUGGGGACUGUCACAUCUGAGGGUCCUGGGGAAUAUUGUUCCCUUUUGUUAAUCCACCACUGGAUAUAUAUAGUGUAUUGGGAUUGGACUGUAUUAUUUGUGUGUCUCAGGCUAAAAUGCCCAAAGGUUAGAAAAUACAGCAUUUUGAACAAAAUUGCAUACUAUAAGGAAUAAAAACAUCCAGAAUUAUUGCUCAGAUUGAAAUAAAAUUGUUAAUGGUGACUCGCACAAAGCACAGCCAUAUACUGUAUAUUAAAUUGUACUAAGAAUAAAAAACAAGAAUGAAGAAUAAAAAGGCACAAUACCGUGGACUGGAACAAUACACACAGCCCACACUUAUGAGACUGAAACUUAUGACGGCAUUUCAGUUCAACGUGGACCAUUAAUUUUAGAUUUUGUAUAGUUUGUUGGUGCGUUGUUGUGCAAUGUGUGACUCGCUAGUAUAAGAAGUUAAUAUAUAUUACUGUAAUUAGUGAUUACUUAUGAUAAUGAAUUAAAUUAGGAUGCUUGUAUUAUCUCUUGACUGAAUGAGCUGGCAGUAACCCAAGGGUUGCAAUAAAUCAUAAACAUAUUUCCUGAUAUUUUUUUAAAAUUGAAUAUUUUCAGUAUGCCUUUGCACAUUUUGACAAAACUCAGCUCAGCCAGAUUCCCAAUUGACAGUGGGAAUAUUAACAUGAUGUCCAGUAACAGCCAGGACAAAAAGUACGUAAUUAAACCAUAAAAACGCAUAUGAUAUGCACAUGCAGUAUAGUCAUUCACUUUAAGCGAUUUUUUAUUUUCCUGUGUUCAGCAGUAUUUUAACAAAAUGUCACCAUAAUCAUACAUAUUCCAGAAACAUCUGAGAAUGUCCCACUUAAUGUAUACAAUCCAUGUACAAUUAAAGUAUAUGAAACUUAAAUUGACUAAUCCAGAUUGUGAUGGCCUUUACGGUGAAAGGUAUAUACAUGGUUAUAUUUUCUCAUGAUGAGAUCUAUCACUGUUUUCACCCUCACUGUCAAAGUACAACUUAAGUACACCUAGCUUUCAGUGCUGUUGUUCUGCACAGUACAGUAUUGUACCUGUGUAAUAAAAAACUAAAUAAAUAUAUUUAAUAUUUAAA